AUGUUCCCGGUAGCGCAAAAGGUUUGUCCAGGUCCAGUGGAUGAAGAAGUUGAGCUCAUCGAUGAAGACGGAGAACUUGUGGCGGAUGGAGGACUUGAUAUGGGCGGCAGACUCGUUGUGUUUGAAAAGCUUGAGAAGGGUACGGAACUCGAAAUGGGCGAAGAAACCGUUGUGUUCGAGAAACUAGUAAAAGGCAAGGAAGUAGAUGUGACUGAAGGACUUGCCACGGCUAACGAACUCGUCGUCGGGGAGGAAGUCGAACCAGGCAAAGAAUCUCUUGUGGGAGAGGAACUCGCUACGAGUGAGGAACUUGAAUCUGGCGAGGGUGUCGAGACAGGCGAAGAAUUUGCACUGGAUGGAGAGCUUUCCGUGGGCGAUGCACUCAAUGUGGACUUUUCCGGGGGGGUUGAGAUUGGCGGGGGAGUCGCUGUGGAGGAGGAGCUUGAUAGUGUCAAGGAGCUGGACACGGGCGACAGACUCGAUACAGGUGAUGAAGGCGAGAUCAGUGUUGAUAGACUUGCCGAGGAGAGAUCGCUCCUCAUGGACGGAGAGUGGAGGAUAUUACUGGAUGGACUCAGCGUAAGGAGUGGAGAACUGUUGUUGAGGCUUGAUGUAGAUGAAGUAAUUGAAGGGGAGUUGAAAACAAUUGCCGAAGACGGCGUUGAUAUUGAGGUAGAGGUGGGGUUUACGACACAUUCCGAGGUGGAUAUUGUUGACGCUCGAGUAAGGGAGCUCGCUGUCAACGACGACGACGAAAAUAGAGAUUGCGAAGGCGAUGUUGGCAAGGACGAUGGCGCUGAUAAAGAGGACUGCGAACCACUGAGAACGGGCGAUGACGAUGAAAGGCUUGAGGGCCCAGCGUCGCCAUCGAACCUAAUGUAG
This is a messenger RNA of Colletotrichum siamense, 882 nucleotides long. RefSeq lists its product as uncharacterized. The record is from RefSeq and is a predicted model, not a curated record. Lineage: Eukaryota; Fungi; Ascomycota; Sordariomycetes; Glomerellales; Glomerellaceae. The coding region runs from base 1 to 882 and encodes 293 amino acids. The transcript has a single exon.